Messenger RNA from Arabidopsis lyrata subsp. lyrata, 681 nucleotides. RefSeq lists its product as uncharacterized. Bases 77 to 436 code for a protein of 119 amino acids. The transcript is spliced from 5 exons. Lineage: Eukaryota; Viridiplantae; Streptophyta; Magnoliopsida; Brassicales; Brassicaceae. The record is from RefSeq and is a predicted model, not a curated record.
AAAAAUCUAAGGUAGUCGUAGACGAGACGAAGAACAGAACACUCGAAGAGCAACAAGAAACCCUAAUCCUCCGAUAAUGAUGAGAUUUGUGAGACCCGUCACUGCGCAGUUUUAUCGCCGAGGGAAAUCAUUUGGGUGUCGCGAUUUCUCUGCCGCGCGUAAUCAUCAGGAAGAUGAUGUUAUUGAAAAGGCCAAGAAGAUGGGAAAUGUGGAUCUAGCGCUCUUCGUGUUGUACGAUUUUUGUCGCCAUAGUGUCGGACUCGCUGUGGGAUCUGGUGCUGCCUAUCUUUUGAUUGGCACCAAUUCAGGAGAGGCUGCAGAAAUCGAAGAGGAGUGGAUGGAGAAGCAGCAGCUGCUAAAGAGGAAUGAAGAACUCUUGGAGAAGUGCAUGGGAUAUUAUGGAAUAACAUCUGCCAAACGACCCCAAUCUUCAUAACUCUUCAGCUACGAAAUAUUUAUCUGCUGAAACUUUUGUAAAAUCUCUCUACCUAUGUCUAUCUUCAUAACUCUAAUAUUGUAUGCUGACUGCCUCUACCUAUCACUCUGAGGAUAGGUUUGAGUUUCUGGAAAUCUUUUAGUUAUAUACUUGAGAAUUUCCCUAAACGGUUUUAGUUUGUUUGUUGCAUUAGCUUUGAAAGUUGUAGUAUGCAUUUGGAAGGGUUUGUUUUCGCACUCUUUUAA